Myotis davidii is the source of this 1087-nucleotide messenger RNA. RefSeq names its product HLA class I histocompatibility antigen, A-11 alpha chain. Gene Ontology annotation, molecular function: peptide antigen binding; signaling receptor binding. The record is from RefSeq and is a predicted model, not a curated record. NCBI's taxonomy places the organism in Eukaryota, Metazoa, Chordata, Mammalia, Chiroptera, Vespertilionidae. Gene Ontology annotation, biological process: immune response; antigen processing and presentation of endogenous peptide antigen via MHC class Ib; positive regulation of T cell mediated cytotoxicity. Gene Ontology annotation, cellular component: external side of plasma membrane. The annotation marks the transcript as partial. The transcript has 6 exons.
CCCCGCGGGGCGGGCGGGGCGGGGUCAGGGUCUCACACCAUCCAGGUCACCUGUGGCUGUGACGUGGGACCCGACGGGCGCCUCCUCCGCGGGUACGAACAACACGCCUACGACGGCGCCGACUACAUCGCCCUGAAGGAGGACCUGGCCUCCUGGGCUGCGGCCGACAUGGCUGCUCAGAUCACAAAGCGCAAGUGGGAGGCGGCCGGUGUGGCAGAGCGUGAGAGGAGGUUCCUGGAGGGGGAGUGUGUGAAGUGGCUCCGCACUCACCUGGACAAAGGGAAGGAGACCCUGCAGCGCGCAGACCCUCCAAAGGCACACGUGACCCACCACCCCGUCUCUGCCCAUGAGGUCACCCUGAGGUGCUGGGCGCUGGGCUUCUACCCUGCGGACAUCAGCCUGACCUGGCAGCGUGACGGGGAGGACCAGACCCAGGACAUGGAGCUGGUGGAGACCAGGCCUGCGGGGGACGGCACCUUCCAGAAGUGGGCGGCCGUGGGGGUGCCCCCUGGAGAGGAGCAGAGAUACACGUGCCAUGUGCAGCACGAGGGGCUGCCUGAGCCCCUGACCCUGAGAUGGGAGCCGCCUUCUCAGACCUUCAUCGUCUUCAUCAUCCUGGGCAUCGCUGGGGGCCUGGUUCUGCUGGGAACUAUGGCUUCAGCUGUGAUGUGGGGGAGGAGGCGCUCAGGUGGAAGUGGAGGGAGCUACGCUCAAGCUGCCAGCAGUGACAGUGCCCAGGGCUCUGAUGUGUCUCUCUGGGCUUCUAAAGCGUGAGGCAGCUGCCUUGUGGGGACUGAGUGAUGGAAGAUGUGUUCAGGCUCCCACUUCCUGACUCAGGAACCUCUGAUUGUGGGCUGGCCCCGCCCUGCUCCCCAAGAUUUCCGGUCAGCAGAGGGGAGCUGGGUCCUCCCCAUCCGUGUUUACUCCCCCGUGCUCUGAGCUGCAACUUACUGCUCCCGAAUUGAAAUGAGUUCUUGAUGUGAUCUUCUUUGUUUACUUGUUGCCAUGAAGGUUUGGGGGGUUAAUUAAAGGAAAAGAUCCUAAAAUCUGAGAGGAUAUAAAUUGAAGCAUCAAGAGCUUUCCAGAA